Molecule: messenger RNA, 1909 nt
Organism: Rana temporaria (common frog)
Lineage: Eukaryota; Metazoa; Chordata; Amphibia; Anura; Ranidae
Gene: ODAD1
Product: outer dynein arm docking complex subunit 1
Exons: 15
Coding region: 104-1789 (561 amino acids)
Biological process (GO): cilium movement; outer dynein arm assembly
Cellular component (GO): axoneme
Source: RefSeq, a predicted model, not a curated record
UCUCCAAGCAAACAUCACUGACAACACUAAGCCAAGCUCAGGCAGGAGUGUACUAGAGAGGAGCACAGAUAUCCCAAAGCUCAUCACCUCUCCGAGAAUCAGAAUGCCCCUGAGAAGAUCAGCUUCCAGCAUCCGCUCUGAUAGCAGUGAUGUGGACAUGGAAGGAAUGGCGGAUAGCGAGUUGGCCAAGCUACAGCGCAUUUUUCGCCUGAAGGAGGGACAGCGUCAAGCAACCUUUAUUGGAAAAAAGGAACAAAUAAGGAGACAGCAGGCAGAGAUGCGUGUUCUGAAGAAAGAACAGGAGGAGCUGCUGAAGGACCUAAAAAUAUCAGAAAGUCGUAGCAAUCAGUAUCGUGAUCAGGACAGCCAGGAAAAACUCCAGGCCUUGCUGGAACAAAAGGAAGAACUAGAUGACGAAAUUGGAACCGAGAAGCAAAUCAUUGCUGAGCUAGAGAAAGAGAUAAAAUCUUGGGAGAGAAAACUUUUAGAUCAGAGAAAACAAGUGAGAGACUCUUCUGGGUCUGCCACACAAAAUGCCCAGGCACAGAAGAAUGUGAAGGUUAUGGAGAACCGACUGGACCGGGCUCUGACCAAAUUCAAUCUUCAGUUGGCAAAAAAUGCCAAGAUGAGGGAAGAGAUUGACAUCCUGAGAAUCGAGCGCUCUCGCUUUGAUCAACUCUAUAGAAAGCUUGAAAAGGAAUUGCUUCAAACAAGAAAAGAAAUUGCCACGACAAUUGAGGAGUCGUCUGCUGCUUAUAAUGCCAGGGAUGAAGCCCAAACAAAAAUGCAGCAAAUGAAGGAAAGAGCAGAGAAAGAUUCGAACCAGCACUCGGCAGAGAUAAAAGAGCUACAACGGGUGAUUGACCAUGACCGCAGACUGAAAGAGUUUAUGGGAACCAAAACUCAGGAGCGCUCUAUCAGUGACGAAGUGCUUGAUGCUCGGCGCAGGAGAGAAAAAGAAGCAAUAGAAAGAAAAAAACGGGACCCAACGGAAGAAACAGUAGAGACCUAUGAACAAGCUUUUCAGCAGAUACAGUCUAUCACUGGGGAAGACAACUUGGACAUACUGGUCAACAGGUUUAUUGAAGUGGAGGAUCGAAACUUUGCACUAUUUAAUUACGUUAACGAACAGAAUAACGAAACAGAGAGACUGAUGGAACUGAUUACAGAGAUCAAAAAAGAAAUUGAAGAAUUCAAAGCCCAGGGAGUGCGUCUGGAGCAGGAACACCGGUCCAUCCUUAAGAACAUUGAGGGUAAAGAAGAGGAGGCAGUAAAACAAGCAGAUGGCCACCAACAGCAGCUUAAGGCAGUCAUGAAAGUUUUAGAUCAGCUGAAAGCAGGAAUUGAAUCCUUGUUCAAGAAGAUAAAUUGUGACCGCUCUGUCCUGGAUGAAAUGUUGGGUUCUUCAUCCAGCAUUCGUGAAUCAAACAUAAUGCAGUACCUUGGCCUCAUCGAGCAGAAAACGAAUGAGCUGCUGGCUGUCCAAUCCUUCCUCGACUCCAAGAAUUAUGACAAACCAUAUGACCCACAAGAAACAGCCGGACUCCUUCUGGGACAGUCGGUGGACAUGCAACGCCCAGUCUUUGAGAUAAAGCCACCUGCCACUGGAGAUGAACAUGACAGUGACAGCGAGUCCCCAACCGCAGAUGAAGAAGAGAGACCUCUGACGGUGGUAGAAUUGCGAGAGAAAUUCAUGAGGGGGGUCUUGAAGAAAGAAGAGAAGGCCUUCAGAAAAGGAAAUCUCAGUGAAAAUAAUCUCACCAAAACAACAACGAAUGCAAAGAAAUGAUUGGCGUCAAUCAUAAUAGGAGGGGCCAAAUAAAUAAAUGUUAAAUUUGACUUGAAUUGUUUUAUUAGUAAAUAUUGUCUUUGUAGCAGAACUGUUAUGAUGCUUAGGGGUCUAUUUAUA